Messenger RNA from Sitophilus oryzae (rice weevil), 2598 nucleotides. Its product is annotated as esterase E4-like. Lineage: Eukaryota; Metazoa; Arthropoda; Insecta; Coleoptera; Curculionidae. Bases 234 to 1940 code for a protein of 568 amino acids. The transcript is spliced from 11 exons. The record is from RefSeq and is a predicted model, not a curated record.
UCUAACACGGACGCAUCUGCAUAUUGAAUGUAAUGUAACUAUGCUAAAGAGCGCGAACGACGCGUCGGGCCACCCUAUGCUUGAGCUAUUAUCCAAUAAAAAUAUAAGCGGUUUAAUUUGCAUAAGCUGCCGAGAAGCGCGCCUUGUAUAUAAAGGAAAAAAACUGCGGCUGCUGUGUCAGUAUAGUGUGCACUAUUAAACAGGGUUUAUGUGAUAUAAUGUAAAUUAUAAGAAUGUUCCAGAAAACGACAAUAAUCUCUACGCUAUUGGCCCUGGCCGUAGCAUUGCCAAAUCCAGACACAAAUGCAACGCCAAAAGAUGGCGAAUCCCUCAUAGUUACAACACCCUUAGGUCAAAUUCAAGGUUCUGUGAUUCAGUCUAGGCUAGGAAAGCACAUUUACUCGUUUAGAGGCAUACGAUAUGCCUUAGCUCCAGUACAGGAACUUAGAUUUCAGCCACCAGUUCCUGUAGCUAAGUACGAAGGAAUAUAUAAUGCAACGCAAGACGCCCCUCUGUGUCCGCAGCCAACAAAAGAUCCUGUUUCAGAAGACUGUUUAUUCCUUAAUGUUUAUACCACUAAGUUACCAAAAGGCAGUGAUAAGAACGUGAAAAGGCCCGUCAUUGUCCACAUUCACGCCGGCGGUUUUUACAGCGUCGGAUCAGCCAGUUACUGGGCAGGACCCCAAUAUUUCAUGGAUCAGGAUAUUGUCCUGGUCACAUUCAACUACAGACUGGGCACAUUAGGAUUUUUAUCAACUGGAGAGAAAGAUGCUCCAGGAAACAACGGCUUGAAAGAUCAAGUUCAAGUUCUGAAAUGGGUUAAACAAAACAUUGAAUCGUUUGGUGGUGAUCCUAACUCUGUUACAAUCCUUGGAUAUAGCGCUGGAGCCAUAAGUGUUGUUCUGCACAUGGUGUCUCCAUUAUCAGCAGGUCUCUUCCACAAAGCUGUGGCCAUGAGUGGAUCCCCGACAUCCCAGUGGAUUUUAGGACAUGAACAACUAGAGAUCGCCAAAAAACAAGCCAGAAUAUUGAAAUGUCCAGACGAUACCUCUGCAAAUAUUAUAAAAUGCCUGAAGACCAAGCCUGCCAAUGAUCUUGGACAAUCAUUACCACAAUUUGCAGAAUUUGGAACAGAUCCUUUGCUAAUUUGGACUCCAGUAAUGGAGAGGGACUUUGGACAACCCAGAUUUUUAACUGCCCAUCCUAUAACAUUAAUUCAAAAUGGAGAAUUCCAUAAAGUGCCAUUCAUUACAGGUGUAACUACGGACGAGUUUGCCUAUAAAGCAUUCAAUAUAGUAAAUAAUGAGACUUUAACCAAAGAGCUUAAUGAAAAGUGGGAAGAAAAAGCGCCAAUUGCAUUCUUGUAUGAAAGAAAAACUGAUCAAUCAAAACUAGUCAGUAAAACGUUGAAGAAAGUAUAUUUAGAGGACAAACCAGUUGACAAAACUUCUAUUUCUGCACUUGGACAACUCUAUGCUGAUUCGACAGUUGGAUUCGGUGUGAACAGAGCUGUGAAAUUAAUCAGUGAGAAAAACAACGCUUCAACUUAUUAUUACAAAUUUAGUUUUCAAGGAAGAUACAGUCAUUUCUACGCACCAGAUAGUAAUGGCACUAAACCUUAUGGAGUUGUUCAUCAUGACGACUUGAUAUACUUAUUUUAUAUAUCGAGACUGUUCCCCUACUUUAAAGACAACUCUCUUAAAGAAGUAGAGAUGGUUAAUAAGUUCACCAGUUUGUACGCUAAUUUUGCCAAAUAUGGAAAUCCAAUUCCUACACCAAACGACAGACUAGAUAAUGUUAAGUGGGAACCGUACAAUACAAAAUCCCAAAAAUACUUAGAUAUUGGAAAUAAAUUGACGUUACAAGAAAAAUUGUACGAAAAGCGAUAUUCUGAAUGGGAAAAACUAUACCCUUUGGAAAAAUACGCUAAAAUUAAGUAAGAUAUCGACCUCAAGAUAUCGCAAACCACUCAAUUUUCUUUAAUUUCAAAUAAUCAAUUUAAUGUUUGAAUUAUUAUUUAUUACGAUUUGACGUACCCCAGACUUUCUUGUUUGUUGUUUUACCUCUGCAGUGUUUUCUGGGUCACGUCAAAUACUAAUACAAAAGUGUACAUUUAGCGCAUAAAAUUACUAAAUAAAAAAAAACAAACCAAAUUACUAACACAAUAUUUUCUCUAACAUGCUCUUCUAAGGCAGCUUUUAAAUGUAUAUAAAAUUAUAUAUAAACAAAAUAAAAUUGUUUUGAGACUACCUACUAGAUAUUAAAAUUAAUUAACAUUGUCCUCAUAUAUUUCUAACAAUUUAUAUGUACUAUUCAUUUUAUUUGGAUUUUCUUACAUCAUUAAUAUUCCUUUAAAACUGAAGCUUUUAAAAUAGAUAUUGAUGACGGAGAAAUAAAAUUGAAUACAGAAAAUUAAAGAAAAUUGAUAUUAUAUGAUUUUAAUCUUAUAACGACGUGCAAUGGACUAUGGACAACUAUUUAUGUUAGAUUAUAAGAUGCAAUUUACAAAAAAAAAUACAAAAAAAAUAGUAAUGUUGAUGUUUUAUAUUAAGUUUGUAAAUACUUUAAGUGUUUGAAUAAAAAUGUGAGACAGUUGAA